AUGCCUUUUUCUGAGAAUAGGGACAUUGGGACGUACCGUCUGCGGCUGCGGCCCGAGCAGGGUCUGUUCGCGGAGGGUGCCGUGUUCGAGUCCAGCCGCGGGCCCGUCCACUUCGACGUCCGCAGGGUGCUAACCGGCACGCUCGAGGGUGACGAGAGUGCGGUGGUGAGGGGCGUCGCGACGGCGGACGGGCUGUUCGACGGCCACGUGUGGACGCCGGCGGACGGGGACGACGUGCUGUACAUCGAGCCCGCGUCGCGCUACCUGCAGCCGGCGGCGGCGGCGGCGGCGGCCGAGGCGUCGCAGACGUCGACGCCGCACCACUCGGUGGCGCACCGGGGCUCGGCCGUGCGCGGCGUGCGCACGCCGCAGCCCUGCGCCUCCCACCUGCUGCACCAGCGACGCCUGCAGGUGGGCCGCACACCGUUCAAAACAACUAGGGGCAUACGUAGAGGAGAGCGGGGAAAUACCGUGCACGAGGAGAACGACGUCGGCAGCGGGAGCGCUACACAGCGCGGCCCUGGCUCCUCCACGGGGACUUCCGGACCGCACCCCCAGCCUGCCAGAGUUCCACCCCCAGCGGCGGCCUACGACGCGGGAAGCAAGGCUGGCGAACGCCUCUCUCCGUCCACCCUACAGGAGGCGAACGCCACCGGCGCCGAUUCCGCAGCCGGGUCCGGCCACCACCCCCGCCGCCGCCGCCGGCGCUGGCUGCCCGACCUGGAGCUGGACCUGACGCCGACCGUGCCGGAGGACCGCGACUCGCGGCCCGCCCGCCGGAGGAUCGUGACGUCGGCCUCGGCGGCCGCCUCCACCGCCGUCGACCCCCGCAAGACCACCUGCAUGCUCUACCUGCAGGCCGACCACCUCUUCUUCCAGAAGUACGGCACCGAGGAGGCCUGCAUAGAGGUCAUGACGCGCCACGUCCAGAGGGUCAACGACAUCUACCGCAUCACCGAUUUUGACCAGGAUGGAAAACCAGAUAACAUUAGCUUUAUGAUCAAGAGAAUAAAGGUGCAUACUUUAGAUGCCUUAAAGGAUCCAACCUAUCGGUUCCCGUUAAAUUACGGAGUUGAGAAGUUCCUGGAGCUUUUUUCUGAGGAGGACUACGAUGCCUUCUGCCUGGCCUACAUGUUCACCUACCGAGACUUUGAGAUGGGCACCUUGGGCCUAGCAUGGACAGGUGACCUCAAGAAUGCUGGAGGAGUCUGCGAGAAAAAUGGACACUAUCGAGGAAGCAUGAAGAGUCUCAACACGGGGAUAGUGACACUGCUCAACUAUGGCAAACACGUACCACCAGCUGUUUCGCACGUCACCCUCGCUCACGAGAUUGGACACAACUUUGGUUCUCCGCACGAUCCAGACUCGUGUACUCCCGGAGGCGAGGAUGGCAACUACAUAAUGUUCGCGAGAGCGACUUCGGGUGACAAGAAGAACAACAACAAGUUCUCGCCCUGCAGCAUCAGCAGCAUCAACCCUGUGCUCAACACCAAGGCCCGCAGCCCCAAGGGCUGCUUCACAGAGCCGCAGAAGUCGCUGUGUGGCAACGGCGUGGUGGAGCCGGGCGAACAGUGCGACUGCGGCUGGGGCGAGGACUGCCGUGACCCGUGCUGCUACCCACAGACGAGCGUACCGCGCGAGGAUGCGCCGCCCUGCAGGCUCACCCCGCGCAGCGCCUGCAGCCCCUCGCAGGGUCCGUGCUGCACGACCGACUGCCAGAUCAAGUUCGGAGACAAGUGCCGAGACGACAACGGCUGCCGGGACGCGAGCUUCUGCAGCGGUCGCAAUGCGAUGUGCCCACCAUCCCUCAACAAACCCAACAAGACUGUCUGCAACGAGGAAUUUGUGUGCUUCAUGGGGGAAUGCACGGGCUCCAUAUGCCUCGCCUACGGACUGGAGUCGUGCCAGUGCACACCUGGGCCCAACGACAAGAAGACGAAGGCUUGUGAGUUGUGCUGCAAGCAGCCGGGUGAGAACCAGCCCUGUCUGUCGUCAUUUGAAUGGAACCAGUAUCCGUACGAUGUACCUGACAUGUAUGCAAAACCGGGAACACCGUGCAACGAUUACAACGGUUACUGUGACGUCUUCCAGAAAUGUCGCGAGGUCGACCCGUCAGGACCUCUAGCGACACUUCGCAAACUGCUCCUUUCGGACGAGAGCAUUGCCUCGUUCAAGAAAUGGGUCAUGCAGUACUGGUAUGCUGUGCUCUUCAUUGCAGUUGGAGUCAUUCUCCUCAUGGUACUGACCGCGAAGCUGCUCGGGAAGCGGCCGGGCGCGAAGAAGCUGAAGCAGGUGACGAUCGUCCACAGCUCGACGACGGAGACAGUGCGGCUGCCGGCGGAGGGCGGAGACGGGGCUCUGGCCACGGUGCAGCACCCCACCGUCGUCCGGCCUAAGCUGCCGCUCAAACGGCGGGUGCGCGAGGGCGCCGCCAGUGCCACAGGGGCAGUAACAAGAAUACAUAGGAAAAAAACGACACACCACGCACUCAAGAGCAAGCGACGGAGGAAGAAAGUAGCCGCUUCAGAUGAGCAGAAAGUAGACAAGAAACUGGGAGCUGUAGAAAAAAGGGCAGACAAAAACUUGGGAGCAGAGGGGAAGAGACCACCCAUCCCAAAGAGGAAGACUGCGCCAGGGCAGGAGAAAAAGAAUGUAACGGCGAAGAAACCCACGGCAGCUGACGACGGCGGGUACGCUCCGCUCGAAAAUGUAGCGAAGGUGGAGGAGGUGACGGCGGCAGAAAUCCCCCCCGUACAGAAGACGACAGACUGCCAACGACGACAGUGUGCAGCAGUAGCGACAGAAAAAUGUCCAGGAACCGUUACGGACAAUUCGCAGGUAGGAGGAGGUGUUUCCGGCUCCGUUCCACCGGUGGCGGGAGUGACCGACAGCAGGUCGCAUCCAGUAGCCACCGAGAAGCCUUCACCGGAGAAGCGCCCGAAGCUAGAGAAACAGAUGUCCGAAGUGACUGACAGGUCUGCAGUGCUGAGCAGGGAUAAGAGGCGCUCCCUGCAAUAUGUUCCUAGGAGUAAGAAGAGCCAGACAUGUCACCAGCUGUCGGCAGAGGCCACCUCGGCUGCAGAAUGUCAGGAGGGCAAAGAUUCCAAACGACAGUCUCUGGAGCACCCGCCACCGACGGCCGCAACUCGACCGCCAGCGGGAGACGACCUACUGCCGCAGGUGGGUGUGCCUGGAAAACUGCAGGCGGCAGAAAAGCAAAGUGCGAGGGAUCCCGAGAGGCAGGCUCCGGACAGAACGAGUUCAGCGGCGGCGGUGGGCGUCCCGUCCGGUCCGAGUGCCGGCGGAAAGAGACACACGCUGGGCCGACCACUCAGCGUCGACAGCGACAGGAAGGAACUGCGGGCGUCGGCAGUGUCCGCACCCCAGAAGACGCCGGAGCUCGCGACGUUCACCAGGCGGAAUACACUCGGUAACAUCCCGACAGCCGCGGCCGAGAAAUCGUCGCUGCCUGUCGUGGAGAAGAGGCCGGCUGUGGAGAACCCUCCAGUGGUGGCCAUCAUCCCGGACAGGCAGAGAGCCGCAGGAGACAGAAAGCGACCCCCAUCACCCUCUGACAGACGGAGAGGCCUGGACACUAAGAGGGGCAGUGCGGAGAGGAAGGGCGCCCACAGGACGCGGCACAAGGCAGAGGUCAUCGACUACAGUGCCGACGCUACCCCGCCGACUGCCGCUCCUGCAGCCGCCACCGUACCGGAGAGUGAUCCGGUGAGCAAAGUCCAGAACUGGCUGAUGUCGACAGAGCAGCCGGUACCGCGGUCACGCUCCACACCUGCCGGCCUGACAGAAAAGGCAGCUGGUGUCGGCAGGUCGGGCAGUGGGGGUGACCUGAAACCUGCCGGCGGCAGGAAGGCACAGCUGCAGUUGCUGUAUGGUGGACCUUUCAAGUUCAAGCUCAAGUUCAAAAAGCCUGCUGCCGCGUCGACAUCUGCUCCAGCGGCGAGAGCUGGAGUCGGGCGGUCGGCGGUGCCAGGUAGGCGUGGGAAGGCUGGCCGGGCGCGGCCCCCGGCUGUCUCCCCCGAACUGGCACUCGCCGCCGAGGACGUCGACUCCAACCUGCACACUGUACCGUCCGACCUCGAAGUCCUGCUUUCCGAGAGCGAGUUCCUCUUCUCCGAAGAUGGGGACGGGGCGUGACGACUGCCCGUGACACGCGCCCACCACUGUUGGACGGUGCCGGGAGUGUGCACCUCCUGUUCUAAAUAUAUGUUGCUGUACGUCUGAGAGAUGGGCCGGGAUUAUUAUCUUGUCAGCUGCUAAAGAUGUGCUUCGGACAUGUCCAGGAAGCUAAUAAAUAAUUGUGAUCGAUACCGUGUUUAGUAGUUCGGGGAAAUUUUCAGUUCUAUACAGAGUAGUGCGUGCCGAGCAGUUCACGAGGAAGUUAUGUACAUAGAUUGCUUCCCUUUAAAAUAAAAAUUGGUUUUUAUUUCUAUUUUUGGAAGGUAUUUCAUACAUUGCUAUGAGGGAUGAAAGGAUAACACUGAAUGGCUUGGAAAGUUUACCAAUUGCCAGUGUUCGAACAUGGGUCUCAUUUCUGGUCAGAUUCACUGCUAAUGAUGAGUACUGUGGAGUCUUCCUCAAAUCCAGUUUCUUGUCCAAGAUUGUUUCACGAACCUGUUCUAAUUGUUUGUACGGAAAAGCCAAAACUAUUCUCUCAUUCCGCAAACAGUGCCAGAUUUCUUACUAGGUGUGUCUAGUAGACACGGAAAGUAAUGUGAAUUGGCCACAAGACAAUUCUCUAGCUGGCCGUAACUGUCAGUUGUUCGAGCUGCCCAAUGCUCGAUUCCUGAAGAAAGUGAUCUGGUGUUUGUGUUCUCAGCUCAGUUUAUAAACUCUACAGCCUUGUUUGUCAAUCACACCAAAGCUUCUAUCAGCAGCUGCCCUAUUGUAUGUAUGUUCUUGACUGCGCAAGUUCACGUUGCAAAGAAGCCUUUCCAUUUCCAAACUUUUGUAUGACAAUACAUUGUUUACCUACAUACAUUUCCACUGAAUGAAAUCACUCGUUUUCCUUCCUAAUGAAUUGGUGUGUGUGUGUGUGUGUGUGUGGAGGGGGGGGGGCGUUUGUUUGUUUGUUUUGAACCAAUAAUAACACAAAGGCUACCAUUUUAUCAUUCACUUCGUAUGAGGAAAGCCAUGACUAUCAAAUGUUGCAUCUUUUUAAUUGGGAUCUCAGUAAUUUGGAUUACAAAUUCUAAUAAUUAUUCAACGGACAUUUCAGGCCGGAAAAACCACUGAUAUGAACAGCUUCACAUGCAGUUAGUCAGACACGAUUUUCAACCCCUGACUGUUUGCACAAGUUACACAUAUUGAGGAUGCCAUCUCUCACAAAAUGGAGGCUGAAGAAAGAAUUCCACUAUUCAGCCAUGUGCACUGCCAUAAAAAAGUGAAAAUGCGCAAAUGGUGCAUGUUGUUUACUCUACCCCAGUUUAUGGAAACUACGCAUUUUAUUAACUUCACAAUUAGUGUGCCACUUCUGAGAAACUAUUAGAGCAGAUCGAAUCAAGCAGAAACAGUGAAUACCAGGUUUAUCUUCAUUGUAGAGAUGCAACCGUACUCUGCAGACCACUGUGAAAUGCAUGGCAGAGGGUAAUUUUUGGAGUGCCUCCUUAUUUAGUUUCUUCCCGCUCCAUUUGUCUGUGGGGCACCAGUAUAAUGGUUGUGUAAAUGUCUAUGUGGACGUCUGUUGUAGCCUCAGGGAAAUUUAAUACCACUUAUUUUUUAAUCUGUUUCUCUUGGCUUCUAACAUGCAACUGGCUCAGAGAGUUUCACAAACCCACAAGCAAGUUCUCUCUCUCUCUCUCUCUCUCUCUCUCUGUGUCUGAUGUACCAUGUGUUUCUCCAAUGGGUUGUCCGGUGCAUUUUCUGUGGUGUUUUGGCAGAUAUUUGCAAUUUCAUUUCUGCAGCACGUAGCUGGAGUCAGCCCAAACAAAUCCUGCUCAUCAUGUCUUUCAUACAACACCCAGCAUCGACAGAAGAUGUCAGCUUGUUUCCCAAUACAAACAAAAUUAUUAAUUCGGAAUUUUACGUGCCUAUUCGAUAGAGUGGCCCAAAUUGGUCUAGUGUGUUAUUUCUUUUAUUGAUAGGUAUUAAUAAGAACAGUAGAACACAAAGAAUAACCAGUACUCCAGUAGCGACUGAGGACCGCUGCUGCACAGCAGUAGCGGUCACCGCAGGCCAGGAUGGAGUACUGAUUAUUCUUCUGUUUUAUGUCCCUAUUAAUACAUGACAAUAAAACAAAUGUUGCACUAGAUAAACUCGGGACCAUUCUGUAGAAUGAGAUCAUAAAAUUACACUUAAAAAAUAAUUUUUUUUUCGUAACAGGAAACAACUUCCAUUGAUGUUCGGCAUCGCAUGAAAGAUGUAAUGAGCAGUAUUUGUUUGGGCUGAUUGCAGCUACAUGUUGCAGAAACAAAACUGCAAUUGUCUGCUGAAACAUCAGAGAAAAUGCGCCUGAUCCAUUGUCACUCCCCAUAGGCUCUGCAGGAAAGCAGGUGGAUGUGCAGGACAGAAGCAGACAGAAAUUUAGCGAGAUCACUACUGGAUUCCACUUCACAUUGCUCCCUGGCUGGUAUUUCAUUUCACAUCUACCUUCCUUGUCUCAUGCCUCACUACCUCCCUCCACUGCUGAUGGAGCUGAGCUUGUCUUCAUAUUGCUGUUUUCAUCCUCCACAGCUGCUUAAAGUGUAUAGAUGACAGGGCUGUGUGAAAUACAGGAUGUUAAAAAAAAAGUAUGCCAUAUUUUGAGUGGACAAAAACAAAAAAGUUUAGUAAACAUGUAGUCUUAAAUGCGUACCUUAAGAGCUAAAAGAACUUGUUCUUCUUUGCGGCUGUGAUAUGAAUCUCUUCUACUGAAAGCUUUGUUUUUCAUUACGAAUGAUCUACACAAUGCAGUAAACAAAUGAGUAACAGCAGAGCUUCUAAUGUAACCUGCUUCCUAUUACAUAUGACGUGCACCAGUGAACCAUAGCAGAAUAUCAUGUCUGCCGUUUUCCACGUGUGAUAAUAGGCUUCCAUUAUGCUGGUAUGUUCAAAAAUAAAAUUACCGUAUAAAACCAUUUCACAAACUGCUCACAUUAAAACUAAUGUACGUGCUGCACUCACCCAGAACUGUGAAUAGUUUACAGUAACAACAUUAACAGAUGUUUACUGCAUGCUGUAUCUAUGGACAAUAACAGAGAAAUGUGUUCUCAUUCAUCUACAGAAUGGUGUAGGUCCUUUGUAAUAGCGAAGAGCUUGGAGCAGAGGAGAUACAUUUCAUAGUAGUGAAGAUGAACAACUGUUCAUAGCUCUGAAGGUAUGCAUUUUAGAGCUCAUACUUGCAAUACAUUUUAGUCUUGUUUUUGUCCAUACUACUACCACCACUCAAGAUAUGGAAUCCUUUUACUUUAACACACUGUCUAUAAGGCUGUACACAUUUUCACAGAAAUUCCCUUUAUUGAGAAUACUUCUACCUUUUUGACUGACGUGCAGGUUUUUUUCCUUUUUUUUCCAGGAUUCAUCUUAUUUUAAAAGUUACAUUCUUUUUCUCAAAACUGAGGAAGUUUCAGUGAGAACUGAUUUGUCUACUAGUGGCUUAACACAACUUUCUCAUACCUUCCAAUGUGCCAAAAAUGGGAGAAUAUCUUUCCCUGCAAAAAAAAAAACUGAAUUUGCUGUCUUUGUAAAGAACUAAAUAAUGGAGUAAAACUUUUGUACAGAUAAGCUUUACAAAAUAGCGAUAACUGUUUCCUGAAUGUUAACUACCAAGUCGAGUGUAUAUAAUAUUAAUGUAUGAACUGUUCCCCAAAACGUAGCAUUUCAUUUAUACACAGUAUGCACUGUGUGUCUGUGAUAUACUGGCAUUAUUGUUAGCUUGACUUCUUACGGAACAUAGCUGUUUGUUAUGUGUUUCGGUAACUUGUUUCGAAAGUGCUUUUGUUUGCUUCAAUUGGUGCUCUUGCUGGGUUAUGGUGUCUGUGACUGUGUUAUAUGUGGUCUUCCAUAACUGGACACUUACGUGUAUUUAAUAAGUACUGUAAAUGUUUCACAGAAGGUAUCUAUUUACGACUGGAAAUUGUGAUGCUAAUUCCUUGCAUAUAGAUGAAUGUAACUUCUGUAUCAACAAAAAUGUUAAAGUAUAUUCUUUAUAUAUGAAAAUACUAAACUUAUAUUAAAUCUGUUUCCUGUAGUUUAAUUUUUAUUUAAGUUUAAUAUUUAUUAACUAGGUGACAGGUGGUUAAUGUCUUUGUUGUGAUACUUCAUCUACCAAACUUAAGUGAUCCUCUAAUUGCUCAGAAGCAGUCAUUACAUUAAUCCAAGAAACUUUUCCUUUCAUAUUUUUUGAAUUCAAGCAGAGGUUUCAGUUACUUUGAAGAAAAUUGUGAAAUUUCAAGUGUAAAGAAACCAUUAAGAGUUGGCAGUGAAAUAUGUUAUUGCUAAAUUGUAGCUGAUUAGCUCAUUGUUCUUUGUCUUGUAUGUUUCCGGCCUUUGUUUUCACAUUGUCUGUGGAAAGUGUUUCUGGACUGAUUGAUAAAGAGUUAAUUUAACAACAUUCCAUAAUAUAGUAUUAUUAUUAUUAUUAUUUUAAUAUAUUGCGAAGUAAGAGUCUGCAAUGAAGAUGGCGUUUUAUUUGCAUUUAAUGCUCAUUUUGAAAAAUAUUUAUUUUAAUCAUCUAUUAGAAAAAGUGUUUUAGCAACUUAUUACAAAGCUAUUGUUUCUAUAUGACAAAAAGAUCAGAUUUUUAGCUUGUGCUACUGUUUACAGUAUUUCACUAUUGCUACAGGCUUUACUGACAAUUGUGUUUGCUAUGCUCUUCCACAUUACACAUUGUAUGGCAAAUAACAAAGCAGCAAUGCUUCCUUCAUAACCACUGCACAUUACAAUAAAAACGUUAACCCUUAAUGAAGUUCAUCUUGCUUGCUAUACUGAACUGUUCAACAAAAAGGAAGCCAAACAGUUGCAAAUAAGUGAGACAGAAAUAUGAACGCUCUAUAGCACCUUUCAGUGCAUUUCUUGUAUACAUACUCUGUAACAAAAAUGUAUAAGUUGUUAAAGACUGCCAAUGAAGAACAAAAGUUUUUUUUUCUUUUUUUUCUGUCUAGUUCCACAAUGCUGCAGCAUUUCUAUGUGUGUGAUUACUUCCUAGAGUGAGUGCUGGAAUAAUGCUUAAGAAAAAGUGUCAAAACAAAGCUGUAGUAGUGGAUCAUUUUUAUGCAAUACCUGGCACACGGAGAGUGUAGAAGACGGAGAGACACUCGCAACUACAAUCCUGCCAAAGCUGUAUGAGCCUUCUUUGUAUUUAUUGUGAGGAGUCGCCAGCUGUCCCUUUGAUGGCAUUUUUUCUACCUUAUUUUGCUAGCAACGGAAAAAAUUCUAAUGUUUGCCUUCUCUCUUCUAUUUUGUGGUCACAGAACUGUCUUGAAAAGAGAGAAAAAAUCCAAUUUGUAAUUUUUGUUGAACAGAUAUUGUUGUACUUGGAAAAAUGUGCUUUUUUGAUUGCAUUGCAAUAAAUAUGUACAAUAUUUUCAAAGUU
Schistocerca piceifrons (Central American locust) is the source of this 9529-nucleotide messenger RNA. RefSeq lists its product as uncharacterized. NCBI's taxonomy places the organism in Eukaryota, Metazoa, Arthropoda, Insecta, Orthoptera, Acrididae. Gene Ontology annotation, cellular component: plasma membrane. The transcript has 17 exons. Gene Ontology annotation, biological process: membrane protein ectodomain proteolysis; Notch signaling pathway. Bases 1 to 4155 code for a protein of 1384 amino acids. The record is from RefSeq and is a predicted model, not a curated record. Gene Ontology annotation, molecular function: metalloendopeptidase activity.